This is a messenger RNA of Microplitis demolitor, 2773 nucleotides long. RefSeq names its product low-density lipoprotein receptor-related protein 1. Lineage: Eukaryota; Metazoa; Arthropoda; Insecta; Hymenoptera; Braconidae. The transcript is spliced from 9 exons. The record is from RefSeq and is a predicted model, not a curated record. The coding region runs from base 666 to 2615 and encodes 649 amino acids.
AAAAAAAAAAAAAAGAAAAAAAGAAAUAAUAAUAAAAAUUUGAUCGUUUAGAUUCUAUGAACUAAUGGCAGGGUUCGAAAAUUGGCUUGAAUAUUUUUAUUAUAUAUUAGGGACUUAUUGAUGAUCGAGGCAUUAAUUAAAAUUACCUACGGUACUGCAGAUUUUUUAAAACUAGGAGUUAGCAUUAUUUAUUUUCUUACAACUACGCAGUAUUCGUGUAUAAAUAUAUUUUAUGAGAAUUUAAGUAAUUGUAAAAAAUAUAAAAUUAAUUAAAAAAUUUUUUACUUCUUUUCGAUAUCACAAGCAUUAAAAAAAGUUAUUAUUAAAUGAAUGACGCGACACUUCAAAAUAAAAAGUUAUAGUCACUGACAAACAAUAAAACAAUUAUACAUAACUCAUUAGUCUCUGAUUUCACCACUUAGUUAAUUAAGCGGAUUUAUUUGAAUUUUACUUAAACCAAUUAAUCAAUAAUUGACUUCCAUUCUUAAAUAUUUCGACGAUUUGUCUAAUAUAGUGAAUUAUAUUUUUAUUUUGAAAAACUGUAUUUGUCAUCAAUUGUAAAAAUAUAAAACUUUAAUAAAUUAGACAGAUGAAAAUUAAUAUCAAUAAACAAUAUUAAUUAAUUGAAAUUUGAAAGGAAAACAACUUGCAGAACAUCAGGCAAAAUGCCAUCAUUAAUCUUAUGUGAAAUAUUAUUUUUAAUUAUGGUAGUCGAUAAUUCAUUUUCUUUGAAUAAUGAGAAUGAUUAUAAUCAAUGCGCUUCGAGAAAUGCUGAAUGUAAUGUUGAAACUGCACGUCCAUGUUGCGAUCCAAAUGACCAUUGUAAAAAUAGCCAAGCAGACAAUUCAUUUAGAUGUAUUGGAAAAAUGCGAUUAGGGGAAUUUUGCGAAAGCGAUGCAGAUUGUGAUGAAAUACGGCAUUCAAAAUGUUCAAAAGAUAGAACGUGUAUUUGCAGGUCGAAUAAUGUUGAAUUUAAUGAAACGACCUGCGCACCAGUUUUAGGUGGAUUUUGUUGGAAAAAUGAAACAUGUGCGACCGAUAACGCUGUUUGUAUUAAUAAUGAAUGUCAAUGUAAAGAUAACUAUUUCCCACGAGGCAACACCCAGUGUAUAUUUCAUACGUUAGGUGUGUCUUGCGAGAACGAUGAAAUUUGUGAGCAAGUCAGGUUUGCAAAAUGUUCGGAACGAAAGAUUUGUAGCUGUUCAUCGAGUACUGUUAAAGUUAAUUCAACAUAUUGUGCACCAACUGUAGGUGGUUUUUGCUGGACAACAGAUGAUUGUCUACCAAGUAAUUCUAUCUGUGUUGCAAACAGGUGUAAAUGUAAAGAGUUUGAUCCUUUUAAAUUCCAGCCAAAAUGCAUUCCAGCUCAGUUAGGGGUGCAUUGUAGAGAUGAUAAUGAUUGCAAAACAAUACCGAACGGAAAAUGUUCUGAAUACAAAAAAUGUAGUUGCAAAGAUAAUUAUGCUCAAUAUAAUAACACAUCAUGUGCACUACUUCUUGGUGAGUAUUGCUCUAAAGAUAAACUAUGUGCACCUCUUAACUCUAGUUGUACAAAUAAUGUAUGUACAUGCGAUAAGGGUUUUUUUGCGAAAUCGUCUCAUUCAUGUUUGCAAUAUCACUUGGGAAUGAGCUGUCAAGUAGAUGAAACAUGUGAAACAAUACUGUACUCACAUUGUUCGAAUAGACAGUGUAUUUGUAAAGGAGGUUAUGCUAUGUUUAAUGAAACGAGUUGCGCACCAGUACUAGGUGAAUAUUGUAGGAAAAGUCAACAAUGCGCAUCUUUGAAUUCACAGUGUAUUGACAAUAUAUGCCUGUGUAAAACUGAUUAUUUACUACAAUUCGAUACCAAAUGCGUGGCAAAGUAUUUAGGACAAUCAUGCAAAGAAAAUGAUGAUUGUAAUAAAAUAAAAUUUGCAAUAUGUUCUCACGAUAAAAAAUGUGUGUGUAACUUGAAUUAUGUUGCUCUUGGUAUCAGAAAAUGUAUUGCGCUCAUAGGUGAAUAUUGCGACCAAGAUGAGGAAUGCAUUACAUAUAAUACUAUUUGUAUAAAUAAUAAAUGUCAAUGUCCAGCUAGAUAUGCUACAGAGUCUAAACGAGAAUGUGAACACGUUUCAAUAGGUGUAACCUGUCAGAAAGACUCUGAUUGUAAGUCAUCGAUAAAAAAUUCAGUGUGUUCAAACGAUGCAGUAUGUGUCUGUCGACCUAAUUUUUACGUAUUAAAUAAUUCAGAAUGUGUGCCUUCGUUGUCAGAAUAUUGUUUGAAUAACGACGAGUGUCGAUUUAAUUUUUCUAUCUGCAUUAACAAUAAAUGUCAAUGCCAAAAAAAUUUCAGAUCUCUUUCAAGAAAUCAGUGUAUUCCAUUUAUUUCUGCAUAUCGUUGUAAUCUAAAUUCAGAUUGUGGCGAUCCAUGGCACUAUAAGUGUUCAGCAGACAAAAUAUGUGUUUGUAAUUCAAACAAUACAUCAAUAGACAAAUCAACAUGCUCCCCUCUCUUGAAUGGCUAUUGUUGGAUGGAUCGUCAAUGUGUCGUUCCGAACUCUUUUUGUUUUGAUUACCGAUGCAAAUGCAACAAUAACUUUGUGGCUGUAUCUGAUAAUCUGUGCUUGUCACUCUGAUAAACUUUCUAUUUACACUUCUUUAAAUUCGUUACAUACAAUUAAUUUAAAUAAUUUUCAUUCAAUGAGCUUAAUCACUUAGUUAUUUACAGUAUAAAGUAUGAAUGUAUACUUUGCCUAAUAUUCUGCAAUUAAUACUAUUUCUGUAUCUAUCUGCU